Messenger RNA from Danaus chrysippus (African queen), 447 nucleotides. The record is from the annotation of a GenBank genome assembly. Lineage: Eukaryota; Metazoa; Arthropoda; Insecta; Lepidoptera; Nymphalidae.
AUGAGCUCUUCGGCAGGCAAAGUUACUAAAGUGAUUGUGACAUCACCACACAUUUAUAAACCAGUAGGACCUUACAGUCAAGCAAUUUUAGUAGACAAAACUCUGUACAUAUCAGGAGUCUUAGGAUUAGACACAUCGGCAAAAUUAGUAAAUGGGGGAGCAGAAGGGCAAACUAGACAGGCAUUGAACAACCUAAAACAUGUCCUUGAAGCUGGUGGAUCCUCAUUGGAAGCAGUAGUCAAAACAACCAUUCUGCUAGGAAACAUAGAUGAUUUUAAAACUGUCAAUGAAAUUUAUGGAGAAUUUUUUGUAAAAGAUUGUCCAGCUCGUGCUACAUUUCAAGUGGGAAAGCUGCCACUAGGUGCAGCUGUGGAGAUAGAUGCUAUAGCCCUCAGUGGAAACCUCACGAUUGCAGAAGCAGGCCCAUGCCCUUGCGCCAAAGAUUAA